AUGUGGUUUACAUCGCUUGCCCGUUCCCGCUGCGGUGGACCCACGUGGCGGCUGUUUUCUGCCACUCCGAUUGUUUCGGGUUGCGUGGGUGAGUUUCAUUCAAUCGCGCUAUACGCCCCAGUUCGCAACGAGUUUAAGACAUCUCCAGACUGCGCCGCUAGUGGUUUUAAGGCGCAUUCGUCAAGUGCGGGCUCAUCCUCCUCCUCCUCCUCCUCCUCACGCUUCACUUCUGCAGCAGAGGAAGAGAAGAUGUCCACUCCGUCGAGCGGUGCAAAGGUACGUGCACUUCAGCUGCAUAACCUGCCACGAUCGUGGAUGUAUGAAGAAAUUGUAGAAUUUCUUCACCAAGUUGCUGAGCACGCGGGUAUUGAACAGCCGUCUUAUCACUCCACGGCGUCGUGUAACAGCGAUGGAAAUGAGGAAAGUGACUCGGCAGUGCCCCACGUGACAUCCCCUUUCGUGGCCAGGUUACACAUACCGUUCGGACGGCGAACGGGGAUCGUUUAUGGGACACCUAUUAUUCUUAUAACGUCUGAUUCUCUUGCGGAUUAUCUCUUGCGUGAUCUCACCUUCGACCCUGAUGACUAUAGGAGUCGCAUUUACUUCACAGAAACUAAAGCCGACAGGUGGUAUAACGGUGUGGGUGGUUUGUCUGCUGUGAGUGAGGAGGCUGCGGUGGUGGCUGAGCAACAACAGGCACUUUCGACGUUGGAGCUUGAUCGUUAUCUCUUGGCUCCUGACCUUUUGUACGAUAUGGCAAAGAUGCGGCAGCGGCGCCUCGUCACACGGCGGUCGAAAUUGCUGCUGCAUACGUUUGCGGAUGAUGAGAGUGACAUGAAGGAUACUCACGAUGUUGAGGGUUGUGACGCUUCUGCUGGGGGAAAUGCCGUAUUUGGCGAGCGAACUGAAGAGCAGAAUGAGGAGGAGGAGGAGGAUAGGACGAGGAAAGGGGGAGGGAAAGCGCCAACCCUCAAAUGUGCCGGGGAAUACAAAGAUUUGGGUCGCGGAUCGAUGCAUAGCGUUCCUCUUCCAGCACCGUAUGUUCGUGGUCGGCGUGGUGCAUAA
This is a messenger RNA of Trypanosoma brucei brucei TREU927, 1065 nucleotides long. RefSeq lists its product as hypothetical. The record is from RefSeq and is a predicted model, not a curated record. The transcript has a single exon. The coding region runs from base 1 to 1065 and encodes 354 amino acids. NCBI's taxonomy places the organism in Eukaryota, Euglenozoa, Kinetoplastea, Trypanosomatida, Trypanosomatidae.